AUGGCUUCCCAAGACCUGAAUGCACAAGCGACUGGCCUUGCAGAUGGUCUAUUGCCAACCCAUACAUAUGUGCCUAACAGAGGAUAUGCGAACGCUGAAGGCACAGUCCCCGCUAUGGCGGGGCAAGACCCCGAAUCGCCUGAAUUGCAGGACGACCAGGAGGAUGAGUAUUACGAUGAUAUCUUUGAGGAGGAAUUAGAUGAAGAAGACUUCACGUCGUCGAACACUGCGGAUCUCACCAAGGCCUACAAUCGUCAGCGGAAAGUGAACGAGUUGGCCGCCGACCCGAAUGUGCCCAAGUGGACAUACCCAAAGACGAACACACAGAAGCCUACCGUCAACACCUACGCCUCCGUCGACGACCAGGUCAAGUCUCUCACUCGGCAUGCCACCAAAAUCAAACUCGAUAAUAUGCAGUCUGGAUUAGCUGUUCGCGGAGAGCGUGGCGGUGACAGGGCUGACAGAGCAACAUCCGAGCAAGUGCUUGAUCCCCGUACACGAAUGAUCCUUUUGCAGAUGAUCAACCGCAACAUCGUAUCAGAGAUCCACGGUUGCUUGUCAACAGGUAAAGAGGCCAAUGUUUACCACGCCAUUUGGUAUCCCGACGGAGAGGAGGAGACUCAACAACACCGAGCGAUCAAAGUUUACAAGACCAGCAUUCUCGUGUUCAAAGACAGAGACAAGUACGUUACUGGAGAGUUCAGAUUCAGACAGGGGUACAACAAGAGCAACAACAGGGCAAUGGUGAAGUUGUGGGCCGAGAAGGAAAUGCGGAAUCUGCGGAGAAUCUACGCGGCUGGCAUCCCUUGCCCGGAGCCUAUUAAUCUUCGCUUGCACGUCCUCGUAAUGGGCUUUGUCGGUAACUCUAAGGGUCUCCCGGCUCCUCGUCUCAAGGAUGUCGAAUUCGACAUCCCAGAGCCCGAGACCAGGUGGCGUGAGCUGUAUAUCGAGCUUCUGGCAUACAUGCGUGUGAUGUACCAAACAUGCCACUUGGUGCACGCCGAUCUGAGCGAGUACAACAUCCUCUACCACAAGAAGAAGCUCUACAUUAUCGAUGUCAGUCAGAGUGUGGAGCACGACCAUCCACGCAGUUUGGAAUUCCUGCGCAUGGAUAUCAAGAACGUGAGCGACUUCUUCCGCCGCCAGGGCGUGGAGUUGCUUUCCGAACGGGUUGUGUUUGAGUUCAUCAUCUCUGCUGGCGGCCCUGCCACCGUCGAAGCAAGCGAAGAGAUUCACAACGUGAUCGAAGCACUCUAUACCCAGAAGUCCGAUGAGGCCGAUACAGAGCAAGAUACCGCCGUUUUCCGUCAACAGUUUAUCCCCCAGACGCUAGAGCAAGUUUACGAUUUUGAGCGCGACGCGGAGAAAGUUCGCGCUGGAGAAGGGUCAGACCUUGUUUACCGUGACCUCCUUGCCGGUGGAAAGUCAGAAGCGGGAACUCGCGUCGACGAAAACGAUGACCAAGAAUCUGAUGCCAGCGGCGGUGUCUCAGUCGCAGACUCUGCGUCUGAGUCGGGGGAGGGCGACGAUGAUGAUCCGUUUGCGAAGAAGCAACCUCGUGGCAAACGCUUCGAGGAUAAGGACUCAAAGCGCGAUCACAAGCUGAAGGUGAAGGAGGAAAAGCGCCAGCAACGUGCAAACAAGAUGCCAAAGCACCUUAAGAAACGCCUCGUUUCCUCCUCUUCAAGAAAGAAGAAAUGA
This is a messenger RNA of Aspergillus clavatus NRRL 1, 1701 nucleotides long. RefSeq names its product serine/threonine-protein kinase RIO1. Gene Ontology annotation, cellular component: preribosome, small subunit precursor; cytosol. The transcript has a single exon. The record is from RefSeq and is a predicted model, not a curated record. Gene Ontology annotation, molecular function: protein serine/threonine kinase activity; ATP binding. The coding region runs from base 1 to 1701 and encodes 566 amino acids. NCBI's taxonomy places the organism in Eukaryota, Fungi, Ascomycota, Eurotiomycetes, Eurotiales, Aspergillaceae. Gene Ontology annotation, biological process: maturation of SSU-rRNA.